AUGGCACUCUCGCGCCUUCGCCACCCUCUCUUCUCUCGCUCCCUCCACAUCCUCUCUUAUUCCACCAGAUCCCUCUAUCGAGCCUCUAAUUCAACGAUUUCUGCCGUGGGAACUGAUACAGAUAUAAGGCUCAAGUCUUGCUCAGGGAUUUUUGGAAUUCCUUAUAGAUAUUUGAAGUCAAAGUGGACUGAAGUCAAAUACUUUUCAUCUUCAGAUUCUUCACAUGAGGUCCUUGGGAUGCCUGCUUUAUCUCCUACAAUGACUCAAGGCAAUAUUGCAAAGUGGAGGAAGAAAGAAGGAGAAAAGAUAGAAGUGGGGGAUGUCCUAUGUGAAAUUGAAACUGACAAAGCUACACUAGAAUUUGAAAGUCUUGAAGAGGGAUUUCUGGCAAAGAUAUUGGUACCAGAAGGUUCAAAGGAUGUGCCCGUUGGACAACCCAUUGCAAUAACAAAUAUUAAUGGCUUAGAUGACAUUGAAAUUGACUUGCAAAUUGGAAGUAUUUCUAACUAUGGCCUUGAUAAGGUUGAGGAUGAAAAGGACAUCCAAAAUGUUCCUGCUUCGGUGGGGGGUGAGACAGGGGUUGAAGAGAAGAAACCAGCACAACAGGAUGUUACAGAUGAGGGGAAACAAGAAUCAAUUUCUACUACAAUUAAUGCAUCAGAACUUCCUCCUCGUAUCCUUCUUGAAAUGCCAGCUUUGUCUCCGACAAUGAACCAAGGAAACAUUGCUAAAUGGAGGAAACAAGAAGGAGACAAGAUUGAAGUGGGUGAUAUUUUAUGUGAGAUAGAGACAGACAAAGCUACGCUUGAAUUUGAAACUCUUGAAGAGGGGUACCUGGCUAAGAUACUUGCUCCAGAAGGUUCGAAAGAUGUGGCAGUUGGGCACCCUAUUGCAAUAACAGUUGAAGAUGCAAGUGAUAUUGAAGCUAUAAAGAAUUCUGUUAGCAGUGGCUCAACAAACCAACAGAAGACCCCCCAACGUGAUGCUAAAAGUGAGGUUAAAGCUAAAAGAAACAAGAUAACUCGAAUCAGUCCAGCUGCAAAGUUGCUAAUUACAGAGUAUGGAUUGGAUGCAUCAACAUUGAAUGCAACUGGUCCUUAUGGCACCCUACUGAAAGGGGAUGUUCUUUAUGAAAUUAAGUCGGGAAAAUUGUCUCCAAAACCUGCUUCAUAUAAAGAAAAGGCAGUACCAUCUCAAAGUUAUCAACAAGUUGCAGCUUCCCAAGAAUCAAAGUCUGACUUGAAGCAGUUAGAUGCUUAUGAAGAUUUUCCUAAUAGUCAAAUUCGCAAGGUGAUCGCCAAGAGACUGUUGGAAUCAAAACAAAAUACACCACACUUAUAUUUAUCAUCAGAUGUUAUACUGGAUCCUCUUCUUUCCCUUCGAAAGGAUCUUAAAGAGCAGUUUGAUGUUAAAGUUUCUGUGAAUGACAUCAUUAUCAAAGUUGUAGCUGCUGCUCUCAGAAAUGUACCAGAAGCAAAUGCAUACUGGAAUGUCGAGAAGGGUGAGGUCAUUUUAAAUGAUUCUAUUGACAUAUCCAUAGCAGUUGCCACGGAUAAGGGCUUGAUGACUCCAAUAAUAAAAAAUGCUGAUCAGAAAACAAUCUCUGCUAUCUCUUCAGAGGUCAAGGAACUAGCUGCAAAGGCACGUGAUGGCAAGUUGAAGCCACAUGAAUUCCAAGGGGGGACUUUUAGCAUUUCAAAUUUAGGAAUGUUUCCUGUGGAUAAAUUUUGUGCUAUCAUAAACCCCCCUCAGGCCUGCAUUCUUGCUGUGGGGAGAGGCAACAAAGUUGUGGAAGCAGCAAUUGGAGAUGAUGGAGUUGAGAAGCCAUCGAUUGCCAAUAAGUUGAGCUUAACGUUGUCUGCUGAUCAUCGUGUUUUUGAUGGCAAGGUUGGAGGUGCAUUUCUCUCUGCGUUGCAAUCAAACUUCAGUGAUAUAAGACGGCUUCUUUUAUAA
Molecule: messenger RNA, 1953 nt
Organism: Sphenostylis stenocarpa
Lineage: Eukaryota; Viridiplantae; Streptophyta; Magnoliopsida; Fabales; Fabaceae
Source: the annotation of a GenBank genome assembly